Dryobates pubescens (Downy woodpecker) is the source of this 1512-nucleotide messenger RNA. It is a transcript of the gene TMEM231, whose product is annotated as transmembrane protein 231. Gene Ontology annotation, biological process: cilium assembly; regulation of protein localization. Lineage: Eukaryota; Metazoa; Chordata; Aves; Piciformes; Picidae. The record is from RefSeq and is a predicted model, not a curated record. The coding region runs from base 32 to 985 and encodes 317 amino acids. The transcript has 7 exons. Gene Ontology annotation, cellular component: ciliary membrane; ciliary transition zone.
CACGGUGAGGGCGCCGGGCGGGCGGCUCGCGAUGGCUGGCGUGGAGCUCUUCUCGCAUCCCGCGUUUCACACGCGCUACCGGGCUGGGUUCUGCUCCGCCGCGGCGCUGGCGCUGGUGCUCAUAACGGUGCUCACCUAUGUGCCGCCGCUACUGGUGGCCUACCGGAGCCACGGUUUCUGGUUGAAACAAAGCACAUACCUGGAGCAGCCCACUGUGUGGUUCCGGUACGAGCUGCUCUUCGUGGCCACCACGGGGCCCGGCCCGGGCAACUUCUUGGCGUGGAGCACGUUUCCGGCGUUCAACAGACUCCAGGAGGACCGGCUACGAGUCCCAUUCUUGUCGGCUAGAGAAGAAGACAAAAAUCAAGAUGGCAAAAUGGAUCAGUUGCAUUUUAAAUUGGAACUUCCACUACAACCCACAGAACAUGUAGUUGGUGUUCAGCUGAUUCUACUCUUCUCCUACCAGCUUUAUAGAAUGUCAACAUUUGUGAUGCAGAGCAUGGUUUUUCUUCAGUUUUUUUCUCCUGUGCCAGGGUCUCAACUCUACGUGAAUGGAGACCUGAAAUUGAACCAGAGACAACUACUUAAACAUUGUGGACUGGAUACCAGAUACAAUGUGUCUGUGAUCAAUGGCACAAGUCCUUUUGCGAGUGACUAUGAUCUAACAAACAUCAUUGCAGCCUAUCAGGAUAGAAAUGUGACAACAGUCUUUUCAGAUCCCAGUCCUGUUUGGAUGACCGGAAGAGCACCAGAUACACCAUUUACCAUUAAUGCCACUAUUCGUUACCCAGUGGAAGUUAUCUUAUAUCAGCCAGGAUUUUGGGAAAUUAUUAAAUUUGCCUGGAUCCAGUAUGUCAGCAUUCUCCUUAUCUUUCUUUGGGCGUUUGGUAGGAUUAAAAUGUUUGUGUUUCAGAAUCAGGUGUUGACUACAAUUCCAAUAUUGCCAGUGUCUCCUGUACUGUCCUACAAACAGCACCAGUCCUGAGGAGAUGCCUGAGAACACUUUGAAGAAAUGCAGCUCAAAACCAAAUAGCUGCUUUUGUUCUUUAUACACUUUUUACUUUGGGAGAUCAGAACUUUGUAUGUUCUAUUUGUGCUUCCUUUUUAAAAGUACGUCUUCAUCUAUUUUUCUUGGAGCACUGCUUUGGGACUGAGAAUUUUAAUAUUUUUGACAGUUACAGAAGAACCUACUUGUUUUUUGGUUGGGUUUUGUUGUUCUUUUUUUGUUGUUAACCAGAACAUGCUUCCAAAACCAGUACAAAGCAAUGAGACUGGUUUUGCACGACCCGUGCUACAAAUACACAACAGUAACAAACCGUUUUUACUGCCUGGUAAAUUCAUUCACUGCUGCUCUGCCAAGAGCUAUUUGUAUAUUCAUUUAUGUGCAUUAAGAAAGGAAAAAAUCCAAGAAAUCUGAAAAAAAUUGUAGAUGAGUUAGGGUCAGAGGCAUGCUUCUGUAACUGGAGGUGUCCAUGCUCAACCAUUUAGUGAUCAAAUUGGAUGAUUGGUAGA